AUGAAGGACAUAACAGAUAAAGACUUGGAAUGGAUUCAAAAAGUUUUGCCUUCUGGCCAGGAAGAUAAGCGUCGCGCGGUCAAGAACAUACCGAUGAUGAACAUAUCAGAUAUAAUCAAGGAAGUGAAUCAAGAAAUAGCUGAAUGUUUGUCGUCUGGCCAGAACGAUACGCGUCGCGCGGCCAAGAUGGUAACGAAGAUGGACAUAUCAGUUAAAGACUUGGAAGGGAUUCAAAAAAUGGCUAAAUUGCUCGGAUUGCUUCUGGAAUGCAGUGUCUCUCUUCCUCAAAGGAGUAACUUUGUUUGCAAAGUCAAGAGGUUUAUGGAACUUCUAGAGAUGAAAGGAAAAUGGAAGUUGAAAUUUAGCCGCUAUGGAUACGCUCUGUUAAAUGUGCCAAGCCCGUGGACACUAAUUGGUCGUGAUUUCAUAAAUCCCUUCACAAGGUUUUAUUUAGAGGGAUACCUUCAAACUGUCAUUUCCGCGAACUUAGGCCACAGAGUUUACAACGCUUUGGGUAAUAUAAUCACCGAUAAAGAAAUAAGCCACCCCGACGGCUACCGGAUUUUGUCAAAGUUCUUUGAAAUGUCUGCGAUGUCUGGAGGGGUAUGA
Messenger RNA from Pocillopora damicornis (cauliflower coral), 609 nucleotides. Its product is annotated as polyunsaturated fatty acid 5-lipoxygenase. The record is from RefSeq and is a predicted model, not a curated record. Gene Ontology annotation, molecular function: oxidoreductase activity, acting on single donors with incorporation of molecular oxygen, incorporation of two atoms of oxygen; metal ion binding. NCBI's taxonomy places the organism in Eukaryota, Metazoa, Cnidaria, Anthozoa, Scleractinia, Pocilloporidae. Gene Ontology annotation, biological process: lipid oxidation.